AUGGCCUCAAUCGCUGCUCAUAUUGGAAAAUCGCGGUAUUCGGAAACUUGGGGAGAUAAUUUUUAUGAAACGUUGAGUAAAGAUUUUGUUUCUACUUUUGAGGAUGAUUUAGAUGAAUGGAAAAAUGACGAUUCAGCUUACUUGAUAGAGUAUGAAUGGUUUGAAGCCUAUAAAGAUUUUUUAAACGGAGAAAGCCGUCAUCCUGGUCCGAUAGAUCAAAAAAAAUUACUAGAUAAAAAUCACCAGCUUUUGCCUGGACUUGAGGAAUCAAUUGAUUAUACGAUCAUAUCUUCCUCUGUUUGGCACAAGCUAGCACAAUGGUUUGGAGUCCAUGGACUACCAAUUGAGAGAAAAGUUAUACUCGUUGGACCGGAACAAAAUCCGCAACCAUUUGUGAAUGUAUACCCUAUUGUUUUUUAUACAACUUUUAUUUAUUCUGAUUCCAUAGAUAAAGAGCUCUCAUUUCUUCCCCCAACUAGUCAUCAAGGUCCCUAUAAAUUUCAUUUCUCAAAGACUCAGACUCUUAAAAAUUUGAUAGAGUUUAUUCGUGUUAAUUUCAAUAUACCAGUUUCCACAAAAUAUCGUCUUUGGCAUAAUGCACGAUUAUUGCCGUCUGGUCGAUUUAUACCAAUAUCCGAUGCGAGAAGUCUUAGAGAAACCAUUCUGUUGGAUGACUUCGCUGAUUGCAUGACAAUGUUUGAGAUGAAUUUGGAGAAAGGUUGUCUUGUAGUUGAAGUUUUAAACGCUCAAGUUCAAGGAUGGCUGAUGGAUUCGCCUCAAGUAAUUAAUACGAAGAACAUGCUUGUUCGUGGAUAUUGUGGAAUGAAUAACAUUGGAAACACUUGCUAUAUGAAUUCUGCUCUUCAAUGCUUAUUCCAUACUCGGGAGCUCUCUGAAUACUUUCUUUACGAUCGGCAUAAAGAGGAAAUUAAUUUCGCUAAUCCUUUGGGAAUGAAAGGAAAAGUCGCUCUUGCUUAUGCUAAUCUUAUAAAGCAAGCUAAUAAAAACGGUAUUUUCGGACCCUCAAUUUCUCCUCAUACACUGAAAUACAUCAUUAGUGAAUUUAAUUCAUCUUUCGCCGGUUAUAGCCAAAAUGAUUCUCAAGAAUUUAUUGCUUUUUUUCUUGACGGCUUACACGAAGAUCUUAAUAGAGUUAUUGAUAAGCCCUAUUUUGAUAGACCAGACUUGUACACUGAAAAUCGAGCACAGGUUCAAAAAGUGGGAGACGAAUGCUGGAAGAUGUAUGCCAAAAGAAAUGACUCAGUUGUCGUUGAGUUAUUUCAAGGAAUGUAUAAAAGUACACUACGGUGUUCGGCAUGCGAUUUGAAGUCUGUGGUUUUUGAUCCGUUCAUGUACCUCACUUUGCCGCUUCCAACGGUAACAAAAUGGAGGCAUACAGUUAAUUUUGUCCCUAUGUCAGAAAACGUUUCACCUGUAAAGUUCACCAUUGAGAUUCCUUCCGAUUACACUGUUCAGGAAGCUCAAUGCUAUGCUAUAUUGCGCUUGCAACAGCUGGGCUACCGCACAGAGUCAGUGAAAGCAAUGGAUAUAUACGAUGGGAAAGUUUACAAAUGUUUAGAGGAACAUAGAAAAAUUUCAAAGAUGAUUCAUUCUUACGAUCGCUUGUUCAUGUAUGAAACAAUGAGGGAGAAGAUAGUUACGCCCGUUGUCCAUUGCAAAAGCCUUCCUCAAAUGCCAGGGUCAUUUCAACGGUGUGACCCUUUUGGAUAUCCACUACAACUUUCUUUUUCGGAAAAUUAUGUUACUAAAAAGGAAUUAUACAACAGAAUCAACAAAUUAUACCGCACAUAUACCGACAUUUCUAUAACCCCCAAUAUGUUUCAAAUUUAUGUACAGACUCUUCCGUUUGGCUUAGACGUGUGGAAUAGAUUGAAAGACUACGAGAACUAUGAAUAUACCCCAGUGGAUGAAGAAGGAGUUUAUUUAAGCAAACAGACCAUUAUCAUGUGUAUAUGGAACGAAGAUAAUCAGAGAAAGGUAUUUGUUAAAAACAAUUGGUAUUUUGAUGGGCAACAAUACCAUUUAAAUUCUAUUACGUUGCAAGACUGUCUUGAAGAAUUUUCUCGGCCUGAGCAACUUUCAUUAGAAGAUUCAUGGUAUUGUCCAUCGUGUAAGGAUUUUCGGGCAGCCACCAAACAAAUGGAAAUUUGGAAGUUACCAAGGAAUUUAAUUAUACAUUUGAAUCGUUUUAGUUGUACAGGCCGCAUACGGAGACUUCGGAAAAGGAGAGACUAUGUAAGUUUUCCUACGGUGGCUUUAGACAUGAAACCUUACAUUAGUCCAUUAAGGGAGCUAAAGGAGAAAGAAACCGAAAGCAGAUCCCAUACUUACGAAUUGUACGCGAUUGACAAUCAUCACGGAUACAUGAUUAACAGCCACUAUACUUCGUAUGUGAAGGACAUAUCGAGUGGCAGUUUUUUAAAUUACGAUGAUGCGUAUGUUGAAAAAAUUGAAGACGAAGCUAUCAUCACGGCUGCAGCAUAUGUGCUUUUCUUCCAGGAAAAAUAA
This is a messenger RNA of Schizosaccharomyces octosporus yFS286, 2529 nucleotides long. RefSeq names its product ubiquitin carboxy terminal hydrolase Ubp1. The coding region runs from base 1 to 2529 and encodes 842 amino acids. NCBI's taxonomy places the organism in Eukaryota, Fungi, Ascomycota, Schizosaccharomycetes, Schizosaccharomycetales, Schizosaccharomycetaceae. Gene Ontology annotation, biological process: protein deubiquitination. Gene Ontology annotation, molecular function: cysteine-type deubiquitinase activity. The record is from RefSeq and is a predicted model, not a curated record. The transcript is spliced from 3 exons.